AUGCUCGAUGCUUUAGGGGUCAUCAAUGGUUUCUUGUUUGCAUCCACAGCCACACAACCACUUUUCGCCCAAGUGUCAAACAUCUUCGGUCGUCGAAACCCCAUACUUUUUGCUCUAUUCCUUUUUGCUUUAGGAAGCGGCAUCGCGGGGGGUGCACAGAAUCCAGCAACGUUGAUAUCCGGACGUACAAUCCAAGGUUUAGGAACGAGCGGCUUGUAUGUGCUAGCCGAUAUUAUUCUCUGCGAUAUCAUUCCGCCGCGAUAUCGAGGACCUUAUCUGAGCAGUGUGCUCUCGAUGGCCGCCGUCGGCUCGACAGUUGGUCCCAUUAUUGGAGGUGCGCUGGCCCAGGUAGACUGGCGAUGGGUCUUUUGGAUUAACUUGCCUGUAUCCGCCCUUGGACUUGUCAUUAUCCUGCUCUGCCUCAGAGUUAAAUAUCCGCCGACUCCAAACUGGAAACAGGCGCUGGCGGAGGUUGACUUCACGGGCAAUGGCAUCUUCAUCCCGAGUAUAAUUGCAAUACUCCUCGGCCUUGUGAUGGGCGGUUCCCAGUUCCCCUGGGGAUCGUGGCAUAUUAUUGUUCCUUUGGUUCUCGGCUGCUUGGGAUGGGCGGCAUUCCACCUUUACGAGUCUUCGCCCCGGUUCUGUAAACAGCCAACGAUGCCACCCAGGCUGUUCAAGCAUCGCACAUCUGCCAUCAGUUUUGUUCUCAUAUUUCUCGGAUCCAUUAUCAUAACAGCUACUAAUUAUUUCCUUCCUGUAUACUUUCAAGCCGUCAAGGAAGUGUCACCUCUCGAUUCCGGCAUUUAUUAUCUCCCUUUCGCUCUCGCUAUCAUCCCAUUUGGAGGCCUUGGGGCUGCAUUUAUAUCCAAGACCGGCCAAUAUAUACCUCUACAUGGGAUCGGAUUUGCAUUAAGCGCUAUCGGAACGGGACUUUUGUCCACCUUGGAUGCAUCGUCUAGCCCCGGGGCUUGGAUUGGUUUUCAGAUUAUUGCAUCAGGCGGUUCGGGCCUUGUUUUUACAUCUACCUUGGUCUCGGCACUUGCGCCGUUGCCAGAGGAAGACGUCGCUAUUGCUACCGGGACGUACUCAUUCGUGCGCUCUUUCGGCUUUGUAUGGGGAUUGACCAUCACUUCGGUCGUUUUUAACAGUCAAAUCGACAGGUAUUUAUGGAUUGUGGAUGAUGCGUCGGUGCGUAGCUUGAUGGCCAAUGGACAGGCAUACGCAUAUGCGAACAGAGGCACGUUUAAUGCACUGUCUACUACCACUAAAUCCCAGGUCAUCGAGGUUUAUGUAAAGGCUCUACAAGUGAUCUGGAUAAUAGUCGCCGCUUUCUCUUGCUUUGGGUUCCUCUGCAUCUUUGCAGAGAAGCACGUGGAGUUGCGGAAAGAGAAAGGAAACGAAUUUGGGCUGGCGGAGAGGAAGUCCAAAGGACCUUCACCAGAGGUUGGUGGGGUCCAUAUAACAACUCGAGAAUAA
Venustampulla echinocandica is the source of this 1476-nucleotide messenger RNA. RefSeq names its product MFS general substrate transporter. Gene Ontology annotation, molecular function: transmembrane transporter activity. Bases 1 to 1476 code for a protein of 491 amino acids. Gene Ontology annotation, biological process: transmembrane transport. The record is from RefSeq and is a predicted model, not a curated record. Lineage: Eukaryota; Fungi; Ascomycota; Leotiomycetes; Helotiales; Pleuroascaceae. The transcript has a single exon.